UACAAUGAUCUUCCCAUCAGCUCUCCCACGGAUCGCACCUGCAUUGACCCCACGCCACCCCCAAGCACCCCCUUCGACCACCUCUGUCGGGAUGGUCCUCUCCCAGCCCUCCAGGAGGCACUGUCCACAGAUCCCUUGAGCCCAGCCUUUCUGCAUCGAGCCCUUACUCACGCUCUCCGGGCAGGCAAUCUCGAAACAGCCGGGUAUCUCAUCACGAGCGGAGCCCCGAUCCUUCAACGCACCCCGAUCAGCAUCUUCGACGGUCCAGAAGACCGGCGCCUUCCACUGUUUGAUCUUCUCAGCCGCCGCGGAUGGCACCCCCACGCCCACCGUCCCGUAGACCGGAUCGUAUUGAGUCGGGUGGUCAAGGAUGCCCCUGUGCUGGAAUGGUUUCUUGCCCACGGGUUCAAUUCAAACGACGUGGGUCCGACCAUGGGAGCACAAGGGCUGACUCCCCUCGAACUGGCCGCCAGCUACGGGAAUCUCGAAACCGUCCGCCUGCUUCUCGACGCGGGCGCAAAUAUCCAAGAGGGCGCCCCGCUACACUGCGCGGCAGGCAGAUGUCCCUCUGGCUGGAAUCCACAUGUUUACCCAGACCACAAGAUACAGAACGAAGACUCCGACCGGGCUCAGAUCCCAGUCAUGGAGUUGCUGCUUGAGCGCGGAGCGAACGUGAACGCAGCGGAGGAGACACAGCACAUGACGCAUCGGUAUGCCAUUGUCUAUGCGGUUGUGGCGGGUGCAAGACACCGGGUGCGGUGGCUGCUGGCGAACGGGGCAGAUCCGGACUUGAGAGGGCCAUUUGGAAGUGCGCGGGAGAAUGCGCAGAGAACUGGGAGGCAGGACUUG
Messenger RNA from Aspergillus uvarum CBS 121591, 849 nucleotides. RefSeq names its product ankyrin repeat domain-containing protein. The transcript has a single exon. Gene Ontology annotation, molecular function: protein binding. The annotation marks the transcript as partial. Gene Ontology annotation, cellular component: nucleus; cytoplasm. The record is from RefSeq and is a predicted model, not a curated record. NCBI's taxonomy places the organism in Eukaryota, Fungi, Ascomycota, Eurotiomycetes, Eurotiales, Aspergillaceae.